AUGGAAUUCUGGGCCCUAGAAGGGUCAGGCAGGAAUCCUGAAGUACCAUGUGGGGCCUCAAGGAACCCUGAAAUAAAAGCUCCUCAGCUUCAGAGUGAAAUCCCACUCAACUCCAGAGUUCCAGGGAGCAGCAAGGAGAGACAAGAGGCCUUCUUCAAUGGACAGCGCAAAGAUGCAGAGGAAGACAACAGAAAGGGUAAGACUCAAGAUCUCUUCAAGAGAAUUGGAAGUAUUGAAAGAACGUCUCAGCCAAAGAUGGGCACAAUAAAGGACAGAAAUGAUAAAAACCUAAUAGAAGCAGAAGAGAUCAAUAAAAGAUGGAAAGAAUACACAGAACUAUACAGAAAAGAUCUUUACGACCUGGAUAACCAUGAUGGUGUUGUCUCUCACUCAGCAGACAUCCUGGAGUAUGAAGCCAAGUGGGCUGCCAAUAAAGCUAGUGGAGGUGACGGAGUUCCAGCAGAACUGUUUAAAAUCCUAAAAGAUGAUGGUGUGAAAGUGUGGCACUCAAUAUGCCGACAGAUCUGGAAAAGUCAGCAGUGGCCACAGGACUGGAAAAGGCCAAUUCUCAUUCCAGUUCCCAAGAAGGGCAGUAGUAAAGAAUGUUCAGACCACGUAAUAACUGUCCUCACCUCCCACGCUAGUAAGGUUACGCUCAAAAUUCUCCAAGCUAAGUUUCAGCAUUACAUGAACCAAGAACUUCCAGGUGUUCAAGCCGGGUUAAGAAAAGGCAGGGGAACCAGAGAUCAAAUUGCCAACAUUCGCUGGAUCAUAGAGAAAGCAAGAGGAUUCCGGAAAAACAUCUACCUCCAUUUAACUGACUACGCUAAAGCCUUUGACUGUGUGGAUCAUAACAAACUGUGGAAAACCCUUUAA
Molecule: messenger RNA, 876 nt
Organism: Odocoileus virginianus texanus
Lineage: Eukaryota; Metazoa; Chordata; Mammalia; Artiodactyla; Cervidae
Source: RefSeq, a predicted model, not a curated record